Molecule: messenger RNA, 1176 nt
Organism: Rhinocladiella mackenziei CBS 650.93
Lineage: Eukaryota; Fungi; Ascomycota; Eurotiomycetes; Chaetothyriales; Herpotrichiellaceae
Exons: 9
Coding region: 1-1176 (391 amino acids)
Biological process (GO): transmembrane transport
Molecular function (GO): transmembrane transporter activity
Source: RefSeq, a predicted model, not a curated record
AUGUCGGCGCAAAAGGAAAGUGUUUCGGUUUGUGCGGCGCAUCAUGAGGUUGCAGAGACCAGCCAGGCGAACAGAUUGGAGGUUCAUACCCAGAUCGCGGCCUAUGAAGAACGGAAAAUCGACCUGCGGACGAUCAUGGCUAUAGCGGGUGUGUCAUCGGUUGCCAGUCUGUCUUCCCGUAAUGACAAGAUCAUUGUUGCAAUGCUCACAAACGAACAGAGCGAAGACGAUCACGACAGUCAUUGCGGGUUUGGCGGUAACGGGAUUGUCGCCAAUGGCCUUGCUCUGGUACUGGUUGCAAUUUUCUACUGGCCUCCUAGCUUUAUCGGUCUCCACCCCGAGGGCAUAACCCGAAUGCAACAAUUUCAGGAGUUGGAUUUCAUCGGUCUUCUUCUCUUCAGUGGUGGCCUUAACAGUUUUUUGAUAGCUAUAUCAUGGAGCAACAAUCCUUAUUCCUGGCGAAGUGUCGAGGUCCUCGCCCCUUUGUCAUUGGGAGAGGUUCAACCGCUCUUUGCCAGCGACCCCAACAGAAUCGGAUGGUUCAGUGUGGCUUAUAACACACCCGUGACGCUGGGUGGCGCUGCAGCAGCAUUUUCAUUCAACACAUUCGGCCAUACAAGAUUCCAUUUCUUCAUUGUGACUCUGCUGCACGCUGUUUUCACUGCAUCCGUAGCAUCCAUCACUCAACACAUUCCAGCCCAGGCGAUUGUCCUGGUCGUCCUUGCUGCUUUGUUUGUCGGUGCCACAUAUAUGCUCAAGAUACUAAUGCUACAAUUCGGUGCCCCAGACACACAUAUUGGGCUUACAACUGGUUUGAUGUGCUCAACCACGGCUACCGGUGGCGCAAUUGCUCUAGCUGUCAAUAGCACGAUCAUCCGCGACCAAACGAGCAUUUUGGCACCUGCCGUCGCAGAGGCAGCAGUUCAGGCUGGUCUUUCCACUUCAGAAAUCGCAGUGGCCUUUCUUUCCCAUUCCGCUACGUCACUUGAAGCAAUCAGAGGUCUCCCUCUGGCUAUCCUUGUUGUGGCUGAUGACGCUAGCAAUACGAUCUAUUCUCAAGCUUUCAGGCUUGUCUACUUGGUGACGAUUGCCUUUGGAGUACCAGCAUGCAUCGCCGCUUUCUUUAUUCGUAGCGUCAGGGUUCUCAACGAGCUGAGACGAUUUUGGCAAGACUGA